GAAAGCAAACGAUUAUCAACGAUAAAAUAUUUUUGGAAAAUUAAUAAACAAAGUAUUACUAAGUCAUUAGAGGAAGAAAAGGAUGGAAUUGUGGUAAUAGAUAAUAACUUAAAGGAUCAUGAAGAUGAUGAUAUUGGAAACAGUAAUUUUUUGGAAUCAGAUAAAAAUUCAUCUUCCACUUCUUCUACAGUAAAAACCGAUUAUCCAUCAAUGAUAAUUUACUUCCUGUUUCUCUUCAUUUUACUUAACGAUAACAAAUAA
Dentiscutata erythropus is the source of this 261-nucleotide messenger RNA. The record is from the annotation of a GenBank genome assembly. NCBI's taxonomy places the organism in Eukaryota, Fungi, Glomeromycota, Glomeromycetes, Diversisporales, Gigasporaceae.